CACACUAGAUGCCCCUCUGGAUGAUGCUCUGGGUGGGUGUCGCGGUGUAUUGUGGGCAGUUUUGGGUCUAAGCAGAGCAUAGCUCGUCAUCUCCAGGAAAGAUGGCUGCUCCGGGCACCACAGCAGCUCUUCCUCCAGCGCUCAGUCCCGGGUUUGCGGUGGUCUGCUCUUUUUUGGAGCGCUACGGGCCUGUUCUGGAUCUGCCCGAGCUGACGUUCCCUCAGCUGGAGCGAUACUUACAAGAUACAUCAGCGGUUCCUCGGCCAUUGAUUGAGCUCCAUGUCAAACUACUGCGGAAGAUCGGCAAAACAGUCACACCAGAGAGAUGGGAGAAGUAUCUUGUAAAGGUGUGCCAGGAAUUUAACAGCACCUGGGCAUGGGAAAUGGAAAGAAAAAGCUACCUAGAAAUGACAGUUGAGUGUAAGACAGGCAUUUUAAAGUACUUGUGUGAGUGCCAGUUUGAUGACAAUCUCAAGUUUAAGACAUUAAUCAACGAGGAAGACCCAGACAAGAUGCGUCUACAACCCAUCGGUAGAGACAAGGAAGGUCUUUUGUACUGGUUCCAGUUAGAUCAAGAACAGAAUAUACGUGUUUAUUCUGAAGAACAGGAUGAUUUAGAUGGAUCCUCCUGGAAAUGCAUUGCGAAGAAUAGGAAUGAUCUUGCUGACACACUAGAACAGCUUAAAGCCAAGAUUGACACACCCGUGACUGACCAAGAGACACAAGGCUGUCCCACCAGCCCAAAUAUGGAGGCAGAAGGUGUUAAAGGUGAGGCUGAAGCUGAGAACUUGAGAAACCCUGUAUCGGGACAAGGGGACUUUUCCAAUACCACCUUCAAUUCCAGUGAAAUUGGGUUAAUACCUAAAGACAUUAAAAAAGAAACACCAAUGGAUCCUGUUAAACCAGAGCAAGAGGAGAAAGUUGUUGAAAUUUCCAAGCCUAAACUGGUCAUCGACAACAGGGUUAGUACGAUCAAAACUCUUGUCAAAGAAGAACAAAAAGAUGAUCCCAAACCAUGGAAUGCCAUUUCUGUCGUCAUGCCUCCUGCUUCCAUCAAACAAGAACCGGCAAAGAAAUCCGAGGUGCACGAUGACAAGAAAGAGAUGAUGUUUGGGAAUGUGGCUAGAACUGUAAAGAGCGACCAACAGGCUAAAAUACCGCUGAAGAAGAGGGAGUUGAAAAGGAGUGGAGGAUAUGAUGUCAGCAAUCACUACACCAACGUCAAUCACAGCAACAACAACCUUAACAGCAAUGGCAGCAUCAGCACAGGAGGAAUCAUCGUUCGCAAUCCUGCCGUCUUGCCAUUGAAGGAGCAGCAAAUCAAAAGAGAAUUCCCAACUGAUGAGGAGAAAGGACCAACAGCCAUCAUCCCUGUCCCACAAAAGCUACUUGGGAAGCAUUCAACUGUUGAUCUUUACCAUACGGUAUCACAAGAACAAUACGUAGGUGUUGGAGUCAUCAAAGGUCCCAUUGAGAGAAAGAAGCCUUUGAAUGAAAACGAUAAUUCUUCAAAUGGUCAUCAUGGGAAUAUGAAUGUCUUGAAGACUGAAGUUGGAGGCGCAGAUAGCGUAAGACAGUCUGUACUUGUUGGGAAAUCCAUGGUUAAAGCAGACAAUGGUCCUCAUCCAUGCAGUGUCCUUGAGGAUCUGGUGUCAAAAGAUGCUUGCAAUAAGAGCCCAGAUGUGGAAGCAAAAGUAUCAAACCUUGUUGAGGAGUCGCCAAUGACUGAAGAGAUGGAAAAGACUUCAGUUGAGGAAAAGGUUGACAAAAUUGACAAGGAAGAAGAACUCAAAAACAGCAAGACUUUGUCAGCCAGAGAAAAAACUGAUGUUGAGGACGACAGCAAAGACAAACGACUGAAAAGCCCAAGAAAGAGAAGGUCACAAAAAGCCAAAUCCAAGCUCCAAGCGAAAGAAGACAGCCAAAACACUGAGCACUUAUCCAGCAUUGGUGAGGGUUUGGUGAAGGAUGCGGAAGACAGUGAAAAAACUGGACACAACGAUAAUGAAGAGGUAUCGUCGGAGCUUCAGAAGGAGGGGAUUCGCCUGAAAAUCAAGAUCCCGCUUCAUAGGCGAACGCCUGAACUCCAGCACAAGGACAUCGAAGAGUUGGAAACCAGCAAUCGGAGAUCCCUACGGAGAUCUGCCAGGAUCUGCAAGCCUAGCCCCAAAGUGGCAGAUUGUCGAGAUAAGAAGCAAGAUGGAAAACUUAAGGCCUCCUCAGAAGCACAAGAUGAAGAGGAACGCAUAGUGGACGAAGAGGUGAAUGUGAAUCCCAAGGAGUUGCAAAAAAAAGUGGACAUGGAAGGACAGCCUAAGUCUUUGAAGGCCAAACGGCGACACAGGCGUACUCGUUGGUCGAAAAUUCGUACGAAAAAUAGCAAACUCAAAGGUGCUGCGGAUCGGGAGGAGGAAGUGGCCGACGACGACGCUGCAAACAAUGAAGACACCAAAUCAGAGAGAAAAGACCACAAGAGUGAGACCGAAUCAGACCAAUCCAACGAGAUUCAACCUGAAGAUGCUUGUAAACACUGUGGGCUCGCUAACCACCCAGAACUAAUCCUUCUUUGUGACAUGUGUGACAGCGGAUAUCACACGGCCUGUCUGAGACCUCCUCUAAUGAUCAUUCCUGAUGGAGAAUGGUUUUGCCCUCCUUGCCAGCAUAAGCUUCUCUGUCAGAGACUGGAAGAACAGCUUCUGAAUCUGGACACUGCAUUGAAGAAGAAAGAGAGAGCUGAACGAAGACGUGAGCGAUUAGUGUAUGUGGGUAUCAGCGUGGAGAACAUUAUACCCAAUCCAGACGGUGAUGAAGAAGAUCCCAUGACCGAGAAAAAAAAGGAUGCCAAGAAAAGUAAGAGUCUGGGGAGGCGAUCGACUAGGAUGAAGAAAUCCAUCAGUUAUAGAUUUGAUGAUUUUGAUGAAGCCAUUGAUGAAGCAAUAGAGGAAGACCUUCAAGAUUCAGAAGGAGGAGGUGCUGGUCACGGUAAACCUGUAGUGACUGUCACGAGUCAGCAGCGGAACACGGUGAGCCGAGAGAGUCGACGGCAUGUGAAACCUCUCGCGCCGCGAAAGAAGCGUCGGCGACUCAAUGACCUGGACAGUGACAGUACGGUGGAUGAGGAGGAGAGCGAGGAUGAGUUUCAGCUUAGUGAUAGCCUGGAGGAGGAGGAAUUCGUAGUUUCGGGAGAGGGUGCGUCUGAUGGUGAUGCGGGGAGUGAAUGGGGCAGUGGUGACAGUGGCGCUGAGAAUCAACCAGCCUCCAGAAGAACAGGAAGAACCGCACUCACCCAGAGAAGCAGGAGGAGCAAACGCAGACCUCCCGCUCGACGAAGAGGCUCCUCAGAGGAGGACCUGUUAGACUCAGAGGAAGAGGAGGAGGAAGAGGAAAUGGAAACAGAAGGCUCUAAUGAGUUCAGCGACAGCGACGUGGAUGUCAACAGAAGGCGUCCGCGACGGAGUCAGAACUCUCAGGUCAACUACUACGAGACGUCAGAGUCUGAGGGAUCACGGAAGGUGUCCGAUCAGAAACACCCCACUCUUCCUCACCGUCGACGACUGUCCAGCUCCAACAGUGAAGAGUCCACGCUUUCUAAAGACUUAGAGCCAAAGGAAUCACUCAAGAGACCAGAAAGAGGACGGAAGUGCGAGUCGACUAGGAAAGACUCCAAACCUAGGCACAAAGUAAUAAAACGGACUCGGCAGGAAAGCUCCAGUGAAGAUGAAGAGGAGGACCGAGGAGAGACAGAGGACUCUGAGGAGGAUGAGCAGCCCCUCCGCAAAAGGUCGAACCGCAUAGAAACAGACGAAGACGAGGAGGAGGAAGAGGAAAACAAACGUGGAAAUGUCAGAUGGAGGCACACGGCCAGAAACACUGCGGACCCCCGAGGUCCUGGCCGGCACAACGGCUUGGUCCCGCUGAGGACCGCAGCUCAGGAUGACGAUGACGAUGAGGACGAGGAAGAGUUCACUGGCGUCACGGACCUUGUUAACUUUGUUUUCGACAGUGAACAGUUGUCAUGAUGUGCUCUGUAGGUAAAACAUGCAUUUAUUUUCUCAUAGCCUUUCGACUGAGAGUCACCUGUCACGGGAAUGUCCCGCAUCAGCCACCGUAGUUUUUGGGUGUAGUGGACCAAAAAUGAAGCUUCCAGAGGAAUGCCGUAUUUGUCCGUUUCAGAUGUUUGAAUCCACUCCGUACAUCCGCAUGUAUCAUCCUUCCCAGAUUAGAACAGGGUCUCCUUAAUACUACAGUAACCAUUCCUCAGAGUAAAAGCACUUUGUCAUUAACGGCCAGUACAGUUUUGUUUGUAUAAAGCGGCUUUGUCGUCCUCCGGAGAAACUGGAUGGCGUGCAUUUGAAGCUUACGUGUUCUGUUAGUUUUAGACUGGAGUUUUAGAGGUUUACAUUCUCUGUAUUAAUGUUUUAUUCUUUGUUGUACAUGGAAACGUUGUACAUUAACCUUUGAUGCCGAACUUUGCCUAAAUGCUUUCAUCCAAUUAAAGGCUUAAAGGGAUAGUUUACCCAAAAAAGAUAAUCCUGACAUCAUAUGCUCGCCCUCUUGUCAUUGCAAAACCACGUGACUUUCUGUGGAGCACAAGAAGAGAUUUUCUCUUUUGUUUUAUGGAAACGAGUAGCUCGAACUUCGGGGUGAGAAUGAUGGCAGAAUUUUUCAUUUUGGGUGAAAUUAAACUAGUUAGUAGACCAGCAAAAAAGGACGAAACACAUUGGAUGAUGAUCGUAAUCUGUCAUUUCGAUUAUUAUUAUUUUUUUAUUUAAAAAGACUAAUAUACUCUCUACUAAAAUAACAUUGUAUGUGAUGUUAAAAACAAUAUUAUUUAAUUAUUUUAAAAAUAAUGAAAUUUCUGCACUUUGAAAGCUGUUGCUGAAAUUUUAGGACGUUUUCGGAGACAUUCAGUCACUUUUAAGUCCCUGUCUGAGCUUUAUGUGUCAACUGAAUGCACUUGUCGACCAAGCACCUUUGAUGGUGGGACCGCAUUGUUCGACACCGCAGUCUGGAUCGCUCUUUCCAUAGAGUUGUUUUUAAAGGUUUCUUUGACUCCAAGCGGGUGUCUUUUAUGCUGGAUUGUUUGAAUUAGAACACUAUGGAAGUCAUUCCAACACAAAUCCACCCCAUUACAGAAUAAAUCCAAAAACAACAAUAACAACAAAAGCCACAAGCACUAGAUUAAUAAUUAUGGUCCUUGCUUUCAGUUAAGAAUGUGUUUUUGAGCCUUGUACUACUGGAAUUCAUUUUCCUUCUCAGUUUAUUUUACUCUUACUUUACAGAUGUAUGUCUCCAUAUUUCAAAAAAAAAAAAAAAUUAUUCACAAAACAAAAAUAAACUUAAUAUUGCUGUUAAUGUC
Molecule: messenger RNA, 5359 nt
Organism: Pimephales promelas (fathead minnow)
Lineage: Eukaryota; Metazoa; Chordata; Actinopteri; Cypriniformes; Leuciscidae
Gene: rsf1a
Product: remodeling and spacing factor 1a
Biological process (GO): negative regulation of DNA-templated transcription
Cellular component (GO): RSF complex
Molecular function (GO): histone binding
Source: RefSeq, a predicted model, not a curated record